This is a messenger RNA of Punica granatum (pomegranate), 1532 nucleotides long. NCBI's taxonomy places the organism in Eukaryota, Viridiplantae, Streptophyta, Magnoliopsida, Myrtales, Lythraceae. The record is from RefSeq and is a predicted model, not a curated record.
CUUAUAUUAAUCCAGGCUCUAAAAGUUCAGUUCCGCAGUUCAUGUUUACGAUGACAUAAUACGCGGAAUCCAUAAUAAAGCGGGGUUGAUUUACUUAAUGAAUCUUAAUGUGAACAUAUAUCAUAAGUAUAUUAGAAACUAAAGGGGAAAAAACAAAAAAAAAAAAAAGAGGGAAGAUCCAGUCGUACAUUUAUACUAGCUUGGACCCGAAGGCUCCGUCCACGUUCCGUGUCAUCAAAUAGUCACAAGCACACCCCGCAAUCCACUCCAUAGUCCCUCAGUAUCCUUUUCCUCUUCUACAUAUCUCCUCAAAAUCCUCUCUUCAUAUCCCGACUCGAAUUCCGAUCCUCGAUCGGCCAUUGAUACUAAUAUUCAAGUUUUCGGUGCACCAGAGGAGAGACUGCAGGCGUAUGGAUCCUUUUAGCGUACCACUGCAAUCCAUUGGGAACCAGAUGCUGAGCUGCCAGUUUGCGGGCAUCGACCGGAGGUGGAAGCUUGGGGGCAGUGGUAACGAGGAGUCGCCGAGCUGUCCCCGUUGCGCAUCCCCCAACACGAAGUUCUGCUACUACAAUAACUACAGCCUGACCCAGCCCCGGUACUUCUGCAAGUCAUGCCGACGGUACUGGACCAAAGGCGGCUCCCUAAGGAACGUUCCUGUUGGGGGUGGGUGUCGAAAGAGCCGCCGGAGCAGGGCAGCCAGGGCAGCGAGGGCCAACCCCUUCCCAGCUGCCCAUCCGAAUAGCAACAACCGUUCUGCUGCUAGCACUAGUAGUGAUGAUGUUGAUCAUGACGAGCAGGAUCGGGUCCAUGAUAUCGAUAUGGCGGCGGUCUUCGCCAAGUUCUUGAAUCAGGACUCCAGCCCCAACUCGGAGAUUGAUCAGUUGAACUGUGCCGACCAAGAAUCCCCGAGUGACGAGGUCGACCCCUCAUUUGCUCUGCCGAUCAAUGUCAUCGAUCCACUGAUGUUUCUGUCUCAGGACACUGCCGGCCAAGGGAAACAACAGAUCCAAGGAGACGGAGAAGUGCAAGAAUUCAUGGCCGGAAAUGACCUUGACCUUCUCGGGUUAACACCAAGCAUGCUAGCCGAAGGUGAUCUUGACGGGUCCAUGCUAGCAGCCGGAGGUGGUUUAUGGAUCGAUCCCGAGUCGUUGUCCUUCCCGAAUUCGACAUGGCAGCACGAGACAUUGUCAUCAUCAUCAGCUGAUCACGAUUGGAAGAUCGGCUCUUCAAGUACCAAUCUGAUGAUGAUGACGGGGGAUAACUGGAACUCGACGUUUGACUUUCCAGGUUUUGAGGUUCUCUAGAGACCUUAACUAAUGAGCACCAGAUUUAAUUAAUGACGUCCCCCAACCAAUUUUUUUUUUCUUCUCAGUUUAUUUAUUUAGAUAAGUAAUAUAAACCAAUUUAUACACACAAUAGAGUUGAAAUGUAUGAUUUCUUUACGAAAGAUCGAUCAUAUGGCAUGUAUGAAAGAACAUCUUACUUACGAGAAUCUCAGUAAUAACAUUUAUGGGAAAAGUAUUCUGGUUCAA